CUGCUCCCCCCCCCCUCCGCCGCGCCUCCAUCUCCGCUUCGAAGGCUGGGCAGGCUAAACUUUUUUGGGCGCUCCCUCCGAAGGCGGCUCCUCAAGAGGGCUCACUACUCUUCCCUGCCUCUCCCCCCCCUCCCUCCUCUUGUUGCUCCCCACUGCGCCUUUUCUCGCCCCUCAGCCCCCCUGCCUCCCCUUCGCCGGAGCCCGUGAGAGAGCGUUUGUACCUGUGUGUGCUUGCUCGCGCGUGUGUGGCCGCCUGCCCUCCCCGCCGCGGUUUUUCUUUUCAUCAUGUCGACUCCCCCCGAUGCCGAGGCCUCGGCUGCCCAGCCGGCGGCCUCCGUCCUGAUCGCCGUGAUCCUCCCCAAGCGGUCGAUCCGGAAGACCUUCCGCUUUGACCCGAACAAAAGCAUCUUCGAGAUCAAGAGCGAGCUGCCGGAGAAGCUCGGCCUGGGAAACCUCGGCCGCCCAGCCGCCGGGGCCUCCGUCAAGUGGGCCUCCUCCAGCCCGGAUGACGAUCAACUCAUCAACCCGGCCAAUUACGGGCUCCUGGAGAUCCACGGCUCCAAGGGGUCUGGCGCGUACUUCCUGGAUGACCGACGCCAGCUGGGCGCGUACAACUUCCCAGACAGCACGGCUCUGGAGUUUGUGCCCAAGCGGCGCUUUGCCUCGGAGAAGGAGUUCCAGCUGAAUGCCAAAAACAACACCCGACGCAAUCAGAAGGCUCUCAUCGAGGCGGUCAUGGCCAAGAGCAUUCGCAAGACGCGCGAGCUCCUGGACAAGGGUCUCGAUCCGAACUUCACCUUCGAGAAUGGAGAAACCCCCCUCGCGGUGGCCGCGGCCAAUGACGACACCGAGAUGAUCUUGCUGCUGGUGCAGCAGGGCGGUGCACAUCUGGACUAUUUCUGCGCCACCGACGGCCGGACCCCCCUGCAUCGGGCGGCGCAGCGCGCGGCCACCCGAGCAACCUCCCUGCUGAUGGACCUGGCAGCGGCCAAGAGCAGCACCGCCCCGGGCGUGGCCUUCCCCGAUCGCCCAAUCCAGCCGCUGCAUUCACUGCCAUCGCUCGGGUCCGGGGCCACCCCGCUGCUGGAUGCCUGCACGGCCGGGUGUGUUGGCAGUGUUCGGGCCCUCCUGGAGGCCGGAGCCCGGCCAAGCGUCCAGCGCCAGGUGACCGACCUCUCGCAGCCCAUCAUCCCGGAUAACACCCCUCGCGCGGCGCCGGCCCACAACCCGGCCUAUCUGGGGGAGCUCCAUGCCGCCUGCCACAGCAGCAGUCACGAAGUGGUGGAGUUGCUGCUCGGGCCGCCGGGGCUGGCUGACCCGGACGUCACCAAUGAGACUGGCAACACGCCGAUGCACGUGUGUGCCAUUGGCAACCAACGCGAGUGUCUGCAGCAUCUGAUGCGUGCCGGUUGCGUGCGGAAUUUCACCAACCGCGCACAUAGCACCGCCGCACAGACCGCUGUGACGUGCGGGUUUUUCUCCAUUUCCACCACUAUCGCCUCUUUCAAGGAUUCGGAUAUUGUUCCUCUCAGCAAUUUCGGCUCGGCUGGGGGCGCGAUCGGCGUGGCCGGUGCGACCGGGGCCCGCCACUCGGACACGUCGGCCGGCGGGAGUCCGGCUCUCUCGAUCAACACCAGCGAGGGCAUCGCCCGGUCCGGGUCAUCGGAUUCAUUGAAGAGCCUGGCCAGCUCGUUGGGCGAGUCCACCGGGACGACGCUCUUCAUCCCGCCCCCGCCGCCGGCCGGCUUCGUCGGGAUCUGUCCACCGGGCGACGGGGCCCCCCUCCUGCGGAAGGUGGUGUCAUUGGAGCCGCCCCCCAUGCCGCCUGGUGCGGCCGACGCCGACCUGUCCACCGGGGCCUCCUCUGUCGGGCUGUCGUCGUCGUCGUCGUCAUCGCCGCCAUCGUCAUCUUCAUUCCAGACGACUCCGCCGCCGGUCGCCGGGUUCGCCGCUCCGCCACCCGUGGCCGGGUCUCCGGUUGGGUUUGGCGGUCCGCCGCCAUCGGUGUCCACCGCCGCACCUCCGAGUGGGUUUGGGGCGCCGCCGCCGAUGGGCGGGCCUCCUGCCGGGUUUGGGGCGCCGCCGGGGUUCGGCGGUCCACCGCCGCCGGUGUCCACCACGCCGACCACCCCCGGUGGGAGCUUCGCGCCUCCGCCGCUGGGCUUCGCUCGGCCGCCGCCCUCGCCUCAGACCCCCAACUCAGAAAUGUCCUUCGCCGCGGCCGGCGGCCCGCCCGGGCAGUUCGGCAAGCCCCCCUCGCGCAUGGCCCGGUCUGCCCCGCCGCCUCCGCCACAGGCGCACUCUUAG
This is a messenger RNA of Fonticula alba, 2307 nucleotides long. RefSeq lists its product as hypothetical. The coding region runs from base 286 to 2307 and encodes 673 amino acids. Gene Ontology annotation, molecular function: ionotropic glutamate receptor binding; synaptic receptor adaptor activity. The record is from RefSeq and is a predicted model, not a curated record. NCBI's taxonomy places the organism in Eukaryota, Rotosphaerida, Fonticulaceae. The transcript is spliced from 6 exons.